This is a messenger RNA of Stereum hirsutum FP-91666 SS1, 690 nucleotides long. RefSeq lists its product as uncharacterized. The record is from RefSeq and is a predicted model, not a curated record. Bases 1 to 690 code for a protein of 229 amino acids. NCBI's taxonomy places the organism in Eukaryota, Fungi, Basidiomycota, Agaricomycetes, Russulales, Stereaceae. The transcript has 2 exons.
AUGAGCUACAACCAACUGCAAGAUCCACAUCACACACAACUCUGGAAGACGGCCGUUGUCCCAAUGCGGUGGACAGACGCCGAGAUGGAUUACAUUAUUGCUAACGAGCUGAGCCUUGAAGCACUUGCUAGCAUUAACAAAGUCAUCCACGAGUUCAAACUAGGUCACAACAUGGACUUCAAUCAGCUCAAACGUGAUUGGGGACUCAGCACUGACACCGACACCGUGACCAAAACCGACUCGACGGCUCCUUUUUCCUUGCCUGAUAUCAUCCUUCAAGAGUCGGACGCUUUCGAAUGUCUCCGCUCCCUCCUCCACUUCGUAUCCGAGUCGGCUGCAUACCGUGACUUGACCUCCUCUUCCAAGCGGAUCAACCUUGUCCCCCUCGUGACCAUGGAGUACUACGUGUUCUUAUUCGAUCGUGUCUUGCUGAAAGUAGCCAAAGCCGCCAAAGAAGAAAGGGCUAUGCCGAACGAUCCAGAGAAAGCGACAUUGAAGAACUUUGACGCUAUAGCAGACAGUUCCCUUUGGGAGCCUCCAAGCGUACGGGAGGCCAGAGCGAAAUACAAGGCGGAGGGUACGACUUGGAAGAAGCAACAGCUUCAGAUGUACCGGAUCAAGGCAGCUCUAGCGAUGCGCUUAGUGUUUGUUAAUGCUGUUGAAGCUAGGAAGAAGGGAUACGCCACGUAG